This is a messenger RNA of Rhagoletis zephyria (snowberry fruit fly), 5111 nucleotides long. RefSeq names its product ephrin (gene Ephrin). Gene Ontology annotation, molecular function: ephrin receptor binding. Gene Ontology annotation, cellular component: plasma membrane. Gene Ontology annotation, biological process: axon guidance; ephrin receptor signaling pathway. NCBI's taxonomy places the organism in Eukaryota, Metazoa, Arthropoda, Insecta, Diptera, Tephritidae. The record is from RefSeq and is a predicted model, not a curated record.
CGUGAUCAGAUGUAUUUGUGAAGCCAGCUCGAACGGUUCUUGGUUUUAAGUACACGUACUCAACGUGUAUCUACGUAUGUACAUACAUAUAUUGGUUGUACGUAUGUGCGGCUUAGUUCCAUCGCUACGAAUUUGCCUAUCUUUUGGAUCCUUUUUAUUGACUUUUCGGCAGAAUAAAGUUAAUAACACGGAAAUUACGUGGUUCUACUUACAUAUUUUAUGAAAACGGCGCAAAAAUUUUGUGCAUGCGAGAUUUCAUCAAUGUAAUACAGUGAAUAGACGAAGAAGAGUAACACAAAAAAAAAUUAUCAAGUCAAAAAGGUUUGUGUAUACACAUGCAGUGAAUGCGACAGCGGUUUGUAUGUACGUGUGCACAAGUGAGAAGGGAGAUAUAAUUCGGGCCAACUGGCUCAUGGUGCAACAGCAAAAAAGAAAGAAGCCAUCAGAAAAGCUUUUGUAAAAACAGUAGUAGAAGUACCGAAGAAAUGGCGACAAAACGUAACACAUGAGUGAAUAUUUUCGCUGAGUAAAUUUAAUAUAUUUCAAGACAACGACGUUACUGAAUCAACAUCAGUACAAAAAAAAUUUACGAUUAAGUUCACAUGGAUGCCACAAACACGCAAUGUUUAAUCAUCAAGCCCAGGGCGUAGACAAAUCUGUUUGUAGAUACUAACAAUCCACACAGCCCAUUUUGUAAACGCAAAAAUAUCAAUAACUAUGAAUGUAGAAAUCAUGUGUAAAGCUAGUUCUGGCAAGAAAAAGAGCGAUAGAAACACCAAACCGGUAAUUCAAGAUGGUAGGGAUAAGUUGCUAGAAGACUUAUUGAUUUCAAUGCCGACAUAUGGAAAUAAUAUUUUGCCGCAAAAAGAAAAAAAUUCUCACUCACCGUCAUGCCAGGAACGUACAAAAAGCUUUGAUCAUGUUUACGCAACAAGCACUAAUUGUAGUCAAUUCAGCAUCAAAAGCAAGGAAAGUAGCCACACAAUUCUGGCAAAAAGCCAGCUCAAAAAACGAAGCACUGCCAACAAAGCGCUUGGAUUCGAGAUUUUUUAUGGGUUCGGCAGCGGUGUUAAUAACGAAAAUGAUGCAAAAAUGCGGGGUAAAAAGAGGGGAAAGAGGUUACUUCGGCUUAACCAAGCAUCGGAGUAUUUGGUGUCCUGCAAUUUAGAGAGUAGUAAAAGCUCGACAAAAUCAUUUCAACGGCAAAGUGAGGAACGAAUUAUAGCAGCUGCAAUGCCAAACAUGUCAAAGUGCGGUCCUGAUAAUGCUCACGAUAAUGCCGAUGGAGCGUCCGAUCUACCAACAUCGGCGCUCUUUUCUAAUAAACCCCGACAAAGUGAUAGUCAUCAUAAGACUAAGUGUCGUAAUAGCAGAACUUAUCGCAGCCAAGUUAGAAGCACAUCAGCAAUAGCGCCAGGAAUUGCAGCAGCUGAUGCGCCAAAGCCAAUGGCGACAUUACCAGAUACACCAUCGACGCAAAAAAUAACAACAGCGACGUGGGUGAGUGCAUCACCGCAAACUUCGGAAACGUUUUUAACAAAUCCAUUAUUGGAAACAAUGUCGACGACGCCAGUCGAGGUGGCGUCUUUGGCGCCAGCGUUAUUAGAAUUCCUGGUUUUCCCAAAGGCUUGGCAGCAAAUUGUAACACUAUUGCGGAACUCUGUAGAAGAUAUCACUUCGCCAUCAAAGUUAUCGAUGGAAGGAGUUAAAUCAGCGCCAGAAAUAGCAAGAAGAACAACGAAAAAUGCUAAAUCAGUGAAUAGACUGCAAGAGCAGUCAAUUACAGCAACAGCAACACUAACUUCAGCAGCAGCGGCGCCUACAGCAGGAGCGACGGUAGCGCGCUAUAAAGUAGCUGCUGAAGCCAUAUUGCCUGUGCAUUCAUCGAGCAGCUCAUCGUCGCGUACAAAAUUCCGGUUGCUACCAAGUUUAGGUGCCACGUCGUUCUUUACGUUAUUGACGCUCAUUUGUUUAGAAACGGUACUACUUUCCACCGUAUCGAAUUGUGCAAAAACAUUCUACAUGCAUUGGAAUACAUCGAACAGCAUAUUUCGUAUAGAUAAUACAGAUCACAUAAUUGAUGUAAACAAAGGAAAUUUAGCAUUUGAAUUCGACCAAGUGCAUAUAAUAUGUCCGGUUUAUGAACCAGGAACCUUUGAAAAUGAAACGGAGAAAUAUAUAAUAUAUAACGUGUCAAAGGUGGAGUACGAGACAUGUCGGAUAACGAAUGCGGACCCGCGUGUUAUAGCCAUUUGCGAUAAACCGCAAAAAUUAAUGUUUUUUACAAUAACUUUCCGGCCAUUUACACCGCAGCCAGGUGGUUUGGAGUUCCUUCCUGGAAAUGAUUAUUAUUUCAUUUCAACUUCAUCAAAAGAUGAUCUUUAUCGGCGAAUAGGUGGGCGAUGUUCCACGAACAAUAUGAAAGUGGUUUUCAAAGUGUGCUGUGCUCCCGAGGAGAAAAACAAAACAUUAUUAAAUACUGGUCUUAGCAGUGGAACAUCCUCGGGUGGUAGCAGCAACGCAGGCAGUGUUGGUAUAGGCAUCAACUCGGCCGACGGCAGUGGCAUGACAACUGGUAUUGAUAAUUCGGCCAAUGUAGAUGUUGUCAAUACUCAAAGUAAUUUGAAUCAACAUCAACAUAUAAAUAACAUUAAUACAAUCGGUAUGAAUGGUGUUAACACUGGCUUAAUACCGAUCGGUGGUGUCAAUAUAGGCAUAAGUGGCGGCGUGGGCACAAACAAUGGUGGAAUGGUGCAGAUGAAGCCGAUGAAUGGCGCUAGUGGAACGUCAAUCAAUACAAAUAUUGAUCAAUUUAAUCGUAUACCAAUACAAGCUGGCGGCAUUAAUGUUAUGGGCAACAAUAUUGGUGGGCUUGGCGGUAUUGGCCUUGGUGGCCAUGGCGGCGGUGGCAUUAUGCUAACGCCCGGCGGUCAUGGAGGUAUAAAUAUGAUAUCCAGUGGUGGAGGUAUUGGCAUCGGACAGUAUCCUGGUCAUCCCGGUCAGACUGGUAUUCGUAUAAAUAAUGUAGCGUCUCAGCAACAUCAUGCAACUCAUAAAAAUAAUAAUAAUAAUGGUAAGGAUGCCGGAGCGGGUAGUGUUGGUGUUAGUGAUGAUGUUAGUGUUGACGGUGGUUCGCUUAAGAACAUAAAUUUCGGUGAUGCCCAGUUUCUACCACCAUUCAUUAAUACAAACCAUAGCAAUAUUGUACAAAGUACAAUUAACUGGCCAGGAUGGGGUAGAGGCGGUACCAUACAUUCUAUAAACCAUAACAUAACUACUACCACAAGAAACGAUAAUAAUAUAAAUGAGAAAAACAAUAAUUAUUAUUCACCGUCCCAUAGACCGAUUAACAAUAAAACUAAUACUAAAAAUGAUCACUACGAUAAACAUCCGAAUGAAGUAGUGAAAAAUGAAGAGCUCACCUACAACAGUGGCGCAACAUCAGUACAACCUUCGCCCUUAUGGAAAGCCAUCGGAACAGCUGUAAGCUGGCCGGUCGUCAAUGUAUUUGGCUGGUUGUUAAGUCGCAGUAGUACUCCGAUUUCAAUGUCUUCGUGUAACACCUGCCGAAAAGAUCAACAAGUGAAGGCCUCACUGGAUUUUCAAAGUUCAUUUCACAUAACGCAAAGCGAUUCAAAACCUUUUCUGUUCAGCUAUAUGCAUAAUCUUAAGCAUUUAAUUUUAAACUACAAAAAAGUGAUGAUACUUAAGUUUAGUGAAACCAGACAAUUGGGUGAAAACGCCACUACAAAAAAUAAUGCAGUAUUACCUAGUAGAACAACUGGCGCGGCAAAUUCAAGUUCAUUAGCUAUAAAUGCGUUCGUGCCUCAUGUAUUGCAAGACACAUUUCACACAAGUGUAAAAGAAAAGCUAACACUGAUAGAUUUAAAGUCUGCAUUUGUUAAACUUAUACCGUUUAAAACAGUAGGAUUGAAAAAGACAUCUGCUAAUGCGAUUGCCUCCAUGGCUUCUGCCUCCGCCUCUACGCAGUCUUUUGUCGUCGUCUGGCAAGUAGAGAACAACACUACAUCAAAUAGAGUUUGGUUAAAUCUACCACUUAUUAAAUACUGCCGCAGUCAAAAAUUUAGUGUAAGUGUAAAAGUGAUAAGAUUUCGGUGAACCUUUAGAAAUAGUACUGUAAAAUUUAAUUUAUAAAGCGUACAUUAAGCGUAAAUUAAAGUAAAUCAUCUUUAGUAUUAACUAAAUUGAGAACGAUAAACAGGUACAUUUAAUUUUAGGAAAACAUAGAAUAUCCACUCGAAAGCUUAAAUUACCAUAAAAUAGAGUCUAAAGUCGUGAGCCGUGAAUGCAUCAUAACAGUUUUGUAAAUACAUACAUUCGAAGCUAAAUACUUCGCACAUUGAACGCGCAAAAGCUCAUAAUGCAUGUGCGUGCGUAAUAAUGUGUUAAUAUACUUAGCAACAUAAACUAGAAUUAAUCAUGCUGGCGUAUAGUAUUUAGUGUAGCGAAGAACAAGUUGCACAUUUAUAAACUAAGGUCACACGGCGAAACGGGGCACAUUCAUAAUUGGAAUCGUUUUUCCAAUGCAAUGACCCGAAAAUAAAAAUUUGCACAAUGCUUUUAUGUUUUUGUUUUCUAAUAACUGCAAUAUGCUGAUUGAGCAUAUAUAAGUGCGAAUUGAUAGAAAAGAUCGCCGAUAAUGAUUAAACAACAAAAAUAAGGAAUACUUACUGCUGGUUUUACCAGCAAUUUAAGUGAAAAAUUAUUAUUUUUUCAGAUAAAAAUAUGAUUUUCCACUUAAAUUGAUUUAAAUGCGAUUUGGUAACGACUUCUGUUUCAUAUACAGUAAUAAUAUCAACGCUUUUUCUAAUAAAUAUUUAUAAAAAAUACUUCUUACCAGAAUAUGAAAAUGAUCUUUUAAUGAUUCGGCAGUCCGCACUGAGUGAAAUUUAGAGUCAAAUGUAAACUGACACGCUUUCUAGGUCAUCUGUUAGCCUCUUAAAAAAUUGGCGGAAAAUACCAUUUCUGUAUUUUGGUAAGACUCUCCAAGCCAUGUAAAAUCGCAAGUACGGCGCGUUUUGCUUUUUAAUUUCUUAUAGCAGAUAUAUUUUUGUAUAAACUUUGAUUAGCCGGGUCAUUGUUGAGAAAAA